Messenger RNA from Numida meleagris (helmeted guineafowl), 2787 nucleotides. It is a transcript of the gene ASPA, whose product is annotated as aspartoacylase. The transcript has 7 exons. The record is from RefSeq and is a predicted model, not a curated record. NCBI's taxonomy places the organism in Eukaryota, Metazoa, Chordata, Aves, Galliformes, Numididae. Gene Ontology annotation, molecular function: hydrolase activity, acting on carbon-nitrogen (but not peptide) bonds, in linear amides; hydrolase activity, acting on ester bonds. The coding region runs from base 740 to 1816 and encodes 358 amino acids.
GUGAGAAAAGGGCGGGAAGGGGCGGGACACGCCCUGCGCUCGAGCGCUGCAGCCGCCGGUGGCCGCGGGAGGGCGCUCGUGAGGGCCCCACCUCGGGCAGGUGCUGCUGGCCUCCCUGAGGGGCGUCUGUGGGGCUUAACGAAGUGUCUGCACACCUGGGUAGCAGCCUGCACGCUGAGAACUCGCAGAACCCGGGGCUAAAGCGGGAUGUCAGCACGUUGUGAACACAAGCACGGGUGUAAAUGAAAAUACCUUCUCACUGUUCACCAGAGUCUGAGAUUUUCGCACGGUGGUUUCCAACUGUGCAGUUUCUGAUGGGCUCCCGUGUUAAACUGCAGCUUGUAGGCAGGUUAAUUCCCAAACUGCCUGCUUUGGAGUGCUCCUUCUGAGUUUUAGGCCAGGUCACCUCAGUGGAAAGGGGGGAAUGUGAAAAACUGCAUUGUGUAGUGUUGUCAGUAAUAACUGUUCUAUUUUCCACUUCUUGGUGAUAAAAAGUCAAAACAUUCAUCGCAAAUGAAGCAGUACUUAAAAUCGGUACUGAAUUCUUAAUAAGCCAGAUAUGUUCCUGCAUACCUAAGCAUUGGCAAAGCACAGGAAAACGGGAAUUGUUCCCAGCGUGUAGCUCAGAAAAGGGAGAACAUUUCUGCAUCGAUGCCACGUGCUCCCAUGAUGUGCUGGCAGACCAGGAGUUAAACGCUGUCCGCAAGUUACUUUGCUCCAAGGGUAUAAAAGAAGCCCCAUGGCUUUGGUUCCAAACCUCGUGUUUGGAAAUGCGCCGUGUGCCUGUCCCGCCAGAGCGCUCAGGAGACAAACUCCUUGCAUGCCAAGUGAGCAAUUCUUAAAGCUGCUGAAAAGCAUGACUUCCUGUUCUGUUGUUCCAAAACCUCCAGUAAGAAGGGUUGCUAUCUUUGGAGGAACUCAUGGCAAUGAGUUAUCAGGGAUAUUUUUGGUCAAGCACUGGCAAGAGAACGGAGCUGAGAUUCAAAGAACAGGAAUGGAAGUGAAACCAUUUCUCACCAACCCAAGAGCUGUGAAGAAGUGCACUAGAUACAUUGACUGCGAUCUGAACCGUGUUUUUGACCCUGAUAAUCUUGGAAAGACAGUGGUGGAAGAUAUUCCAUAUGAAGUGAGAAGGGCUCAGGAAAUCAACCAAAUAUUUGGUCCAAAAGGUAGCGAUGAUGCCUAUGACCUUAUUUUUGACCUUCACAACACCACUGCUAACAUGGGUGGUACCCUUAUUCUUGAGAACUCCAGGGAUGACUUUACAAUUCAAAUGUGUCAUUAUAUCAAGAAUGCUUUGGCUCCAGAACGCUGUCCUGUUUUGCUGAUUGAACAUCCUAGCUUGAAGUAUGCAACAACUCGAUCUGUAGCAAAACAUCCUGUUGGUGUGGAGGUGGGGCCCCAGCCACAAGGCGUUGUUAGAGCUGAUAUUUUGGACAAAAUGAGGAAGAUUGUCAAACAUGGCCUUGAUUUUGUUCACCUUUUUAAUGAAGGAAAAGAAUUUCCACCAUGUACAAUUGAGGUUUAUAAAAUAAUGGAGAAAGUAGAUUAUCCCAGGAAUAAAAAUGAUGAAGUUAUUGCUAUUAUUCACCCUAAGCUGCAGGAUCAAGAUUGGCAGCCACUGAACAAUGGCGAUCCUCUAUUUUUGACUCUUGAUGGAGAAUUAAUUGCAUAUAAAGGAGACUGUACAGUCUAUCCAACAUUUAUUAAUGAAGCUGCGUAUUAUGAAAAGAAACAAGCUUUUGUAAAAACAAUUAAAAUGGAACUCACUGCAGAACACAUCAGAUCCUCAGUCACAGAUCAGAACACCUCUUAAAAGCUCACGACAGAUUUUCCAUACAAGAAGUGGAUUUCUUCUCUGGGAAAUCCAGUAUCAUUCAGUAGUUAAUCACAGGCUAAAUAAAUUCAGAAUCUAAUUUAAAAAAUUAAUUUAAUUAACAUUUUCAGAAUUUUUAAUAUGAAAGAUAUUGUAAUAAGAUAGUGUCAUAAUGCUAAUUAUGGCUUCUAUUUUCUUGUUUUAAUAGAUUACUAUAGAUACAAAGAACAUUAUUUUUAUAAAGCUUGGUAGUUCAUGCUAUAUAAAAGGAUUAAACAACGUACCACGUAUACUGAUGAGCAGCUAUAAAGUAUCUAUCAAGAAUUACAUAGAAAGUAAAACUUCAUCACCCCAGCUACGUGAUGUAAAAGCAACAGCAUUUUAACUUGAUAAGCCAAAACAGCCAGUAACCAACCAUCUUUAAAUCAAUUGUUCCGCUGAGCCAUAUAAAAUGUGACACAGAGGAAACAAGCUAGAGGGAAGGAAACACUGAGAGGGGACGUGUGUGUUAUUAAUGCCUGCUGCCCAGAAGUGGGAGCCUUAGGGUGUGUUUUGGUUUUGUACGUAAGAAGAAGAAUCUAAAAACAUGAUUUCUAAGGAAGUAAUACACUAAAAUAAAUUCUGUUUAAAUUAUUACAAGAUUAAUUAAACUGUUCCUGAUUUAUCUUUUAAAAACAAAAAAGGGUUGAAUUUAAGAAGUUUCCAGUAGUCUGAAACAAACUGAAACAAUAUUCUGGGAAAAAAAGAUGUGCAUCUCCAGUGAAUAAAUUCAGAAAGCACAUGACAAUGAGUUGUUCACACAACUCCCCAAAGUAUGUACUUUGACGAGUACAAAGCCAAAAUCUUUUUAGCUCCCUUCGUGUAACUCUGUAGCAAUAAAGUAAAAAUACAGGACAGAAAGAGAUGUCUAUUGAAUUACAUGUUUUAUUUCUUUAUAUUCAGAUAAAUAUUGAAUAAAAAUUACAGAUUGA